This is a messenger RNA of Orbicella faveolata, 2853 nucleotides long. RefSeq names its product glycine receptor subunit alpha-4-like. Gene Ontology annotation, cellular component: membrane. The record is from RefSeq and is a predicted model, not a curated record. NCBI's taxonomy places the organism in Eukaryota, Metazoa, Cnidaria, Anthozoa, Scleractinia, Merulinidae. Gene Ontology annotation, molecular function: extracellular ligand-gated monoatomic ion channel activity; GABA-A receptor activity. Gene Ontology annotation, biological process: monoatomic ion transmembrane transport; chloride transport; gamma-aminobutyric acid signaling pathway.
UGGCAAGAACCUGAGUAGAGCUUGGGCUUGCUUCAGCUGCCUUGUAUGAAGUGUCUCCAUGACAGUUAGUUAGAUGAGCACUAUGUGUGUGUGGAUUGUGGCACUUUUCGGGGUUGCGCACGCUAUGAAUAUCUCCCAAACAACAAGGGUAAUCCCCACAGCGUCAGGGAAUACUACAACAUCUUGGAAAGACAAACCCUCCUGGAAAGAAAUUGCAAGAAACAAAUCUAGACUAGUUACACAACUACUAAAAGGCUAUGACAAGAGGAUAAGGCCUUAUACCGGAGUUUUGCCGAUGGACGUUCGAGUCGAUAUGCUGGUGUCGAACAUCUGGGCGAUAGAAGAAGCACGAAUGGAUUUUACCAUCGACAUCUACCUUCGCCAAUACUGGGAGGAUCCCCGCCUAUCCUUUCCAGAGAACGAGAUACAGAAAACGUUGACAUUAAAUCGACAAACAAUAGAAGAGAUUUGGGUUCCAAGUACGUACUUUUUCAACGCUAAGAAAGCUUACUUCCAUGAUGUCACAACGGACAAUUACUUACUCCAAAUUCAACCUGACGGAAACAUAUUCUAUAGCGUGAGACUAACAGUGACAAUGGCCUGUAAACUCAACCUUCAGAUGUUUCCACAUGACGUACAAACCUGUACCGUGAUGCUGGAGUCUUAUGGUUAUCAAGCCACAGAUGUCUAUUACAAAUGGAAUUCACGAAAUUCCACAGGUGACGUAGUGUACAUUGCAGAGGACCUGGAGAUGCCUCAGUUUAUGAUCACCAAAGUGGAACUGGAAGAGAGGACCAAUAUCUACAAUAUCGGUUUGUCAAGGAUUGUUGUGGAAAGGAGCGUAAUGAAUAUACGACAAUUGGUGAAAGAAACGUAUAUUUUUUUUGUCUGUUUGAAGAUAUUUAGAGUACGGUUGAUGUUAUUUUGUUUUGUUUCAGGGCCUCACUCUGCGCUAGUCGCAAAGUUCACGUUUCACCGUCGCCUUGGUUACUACAUGAUCCAAACAUACAUCCCGUCGAUGUUAACGGUGACAAUAUCCUGGUUCUCCUUCUGGAUUUCGCCAGAUUCGCCACCAGCCCGCGUGGGACUGGGUAUCACAACAGUGUUGACGAUGAUCACGAUUUCAAACAGUGCGCGUGCGCCGCUUCCUAAGGUUUCCUACACCAAGGCCAUUGAUUGGUUCCUUCUCAUGUGCUUGGUUUACGUGUUCGGUGCGCUCAUGGAGUAUGCAAUUGUGAACUUUUACUCGUGUAAAGUUCAGUACAAGAGACAGAAAGACUCAAGAAAAGCUGAAAAAGAGUUUUUAGAACAGGAAUCUGAGAAAGAAGACAAAACCGGCUCGUAUCUGAAUGGCUCGCUCAAGAAAAGUGAAAGCAACGGAAGCUACAGGCUGGCUGUUGUCGUAGACAGCAAGAAUCCAUUUUUUCCUCGAGGGCAACUGAAUAAAAAAAAUCCUAAAUUUAGAUUUGCUCGCCGACCUCGACAAAAGGAAACAGAUGACUUAGAAGAAUGUGAUUCUCAGCCUCCAAAGAAGCACCAUCACUACUUCUGGGACCCUUAUGAAACUGCCUUUAUGACGUCAGAGCCUGCGUAUACUGUGGACAAAUACGCCAGGAUUUACUUCCCUGUCACCUUCGCCGUGUUGAACUCUAUAUACUGGAUUGUUUAUGCGCCAGAUAAAGUAAUAUUCUGAGCAUGCGGGCGCUGAGGCGGAGGCGUUGUUUCAAUCUCCCACGUCUUCACAGUGAACUCGGUCUGCAUCGACCAAGAGGGAUGAUAGCAAGCCUAGAGACCUGGGGCAUGCAUGGCAAACAAUACGUCACAAGGACCCCAGUCACUCGACUCUUUCAUUGCCAAGCUGUUAUAAUUAGUUAGAGAUCUCUCGAUUCCGGUUUGUUGCAUUCCCGCUAACCUCAAGAAAUAUAGUUUGAGAUUUGCCUUUUGCCGAAAUGCUGUGAUCAAAGCUCAAAUUAAACACGAAGAGAACACCGCCAACGUGACCACUGAACUAAAUCACGUGACUGUCAGAGUGUUUCUUGGUUUCCAGAGUGGAUCUUUAUUCGUCUCACUUGCUACUUGACAAUGUGUUGACAAUGGCUGUGUGAUAAGAUGUUAACCAACUUUGGGAAAUGAAAGAGAAAAAGUACUUUCACCAAAUUGCCUCGAUAUGGCUGACCUGAAUAUUAUUUCGUUUCUUCGGGAACUGCAGUACGGAAUCACUAAAAUGCAUGUGAGAGACGAAUAGGUAUGAUAAAUACUGACAGAGAUCCCUUUGAGAAAGCUUUUAAUACAAAAAAAAAUGAGAAUUUAUGAAUAAGUUUAAAGAGAAUUAUUUAAAGAUGAGAUUAUUUUAUAUUGAUAUCUAAUAUCCAAUCAAUAAUAAACACAACUGUUAAGUAGCCUGCGAAUAUAAUGCCGACGGUACUUCGUUUUCACACUACGUGAAACAAGAUAAAAUGAGCCCUGGUGGCUUGAGUUUCGAAGAACUGAAGUUCAAUUAUCAGUGAAAGAGAUCUUCUAUCUUUUAACACCAGAUGAUUAUCAAAUACAGAGAAAUGCUGAGAUUUUACGACGGUCCGUCUCUGGUUCUGACCUUGUUAGACAUGAGUGGUAUUUAAUGGUAAAUCAAUUUCUUUUUUGAAAUUAAUUUACAAUAUUUGUUCAAUUUUUUCUCAAAACCACUCACACAGAACCUGACUGCUAUUGUACAAAAAAAUUAAAGAAUCUUUCAGCUAUCUGUAAUAUGUCUGAUAAAUAUUUGCAGGUUUAGCUAGAAUUUAAAGUGACAACAUUUUCUGGAAAAAAGAACAGAUUUAUCGUCUCAUCAGUAAAUAAAAACCUGUUUACAACCAA